UACAAAAGCAUAGUUUGAUUGACUAAUUCACAUCAAACAAGUACUUCGACAUGGCUUUCAAGUUUGUUUUUGUCGUAUUCGCCAUUGUUGGCUACCAAGUCAAUGCUGCUUGCUUCUUGCCACCUCCACCACCGGCUCUACCACCAUGCGUCUACCUUCCAGGACCCCCUGCACCUGAACCGUACCCACUUCCUGGUCCAGUAGCAUACCCAGCACCUGCACCUGUUCCAGUAGCUCUGCCAUGGCCUGCACCAGCUCCAGCACCCGCUCCUAUUGAAGUAGUACCAGCCCCAGCGCCUGUUGCAGUUCUACCAGCACCUGCUCCAGCUCCAGUUGUACCAGCACCCCUUCCCGCUCCCGCUGUGGCACUUCCAGGUGCACCAAUCGCUAUCCCCGGACCCGCCGCUCCAGCUAUUUCAUUAACCGGUGCUCCAACUCUGUCUCUGCCAACUGCAGCGGUCAGCUUCCCAUCUCUCCCAGCUCCAGUUAUUCCAGCUCCAAGCUCGGUGCCUUGCCCGCCAACCCCACCGGCCAAGAUCCACGAUCAGCCUGAUGUCGCUAUUCCGUUGGCUCUGCCCCCAAGCAUUCCAUUGGGAAAAUACUGCACCUGCCAGAAGUACUCCAUCAAGCCUACCGUAGUGCCAUGCUACUAAGAGGGUUGAUUUUUUGAUUCAAUAAAGAAUUUACGUAU
Messenger RNA from Sitophilus oryzae (rice weevil), 691 nucleotides. Its product is annotated as vegetative cell wall protein gp1-like. The transcript has 2 exons. NCBI's taxonomy places the organism in Eukaryota, Metazoa, Arthropoda, Insecta, Coleoptera, Curculionidae. Bases 51 to 653 code for a protein of 200 amino acids. The record is from RefSeq and is a predicted model, not a curated record.